AUGUCCACGGCUGAUUUCGUCACGGCGGGCGGCACUGUAGCCGCUGAAGCGACGAAUGCAAGUUCGUCCAUGAAGCGCACAGGGUUUAUGCGGCCCAGCGCCCGCAAAUCCACAGGCAAAAUUACCGUGAGAUCUGAUACUGGUGCUGCGUGCUGGGACUGCGCAAAGAACGCUCACACGUGCAAACCGGUCCCUGUUGGUGCUGUUGGUGCUGUCCGUGUCUUUUGGGAGCUGAAUCGGCAGCUCAAGCGUGCAAAUGCCGAUGCAGAUGAUGCCUGGCGAACUGCUGCACAGCGCGCAUCACAACAACUACGAGCUUGCGGCGGUGGUGCGGCUCUUCCUGCCACUCCAGGACCAGCUCCCGCUUUGGCCUCGUUUGGCGAGAUAGCCGAGAAGAGCCCCGAGGAGCGAAAGAUCAUGGCACUGGAGACCAUUGCCGAGGCCGCUCGGCUCUGGAUUCUCAACAAGCCGGACGAGGAGGAAGAGGAAGAGGAAGAGGACAGUUAA
This is a messenger RNA of Fusarium vanettenii 77-13-4, 507 nucleotides long. RefSeq lists its product as uncharacterized. The transcript has 4 exons. NCBI's taxonomy places the organism in Eukaryota, Fungi, Ascomycota, Sordariomycetes, Hypocreales, Nectriaceae. The record is from RefSeq and is a predicted model, not a curated record. Bases 1 to 507 code for a protein of 168 amino acids.